Messenger RNA from Boleophthalmus pectinirostris (great blue-spotted mudskipper), 2928 nucleotides. RefSeq names its product zinc finger protein Pegasus. Gene Ontology annotation, molecular function: RNA polymerase II cis-regulatory region sequence-specific DNA binding; DNA-binding transcription factor activity. The transcript is spliced from 4 exons. Gene Ontology annotation, biological process: regulation of transcription by RNA polymerase II. The record is from RefSeq and is a predicted model, not a curated record. Lineage: Eukaryota; Metazoa; Chordata; Actinopteri; Gobiiformes; Gobiidae. The coding region runs from base 160 to 1347 and encodes 395 amino acids.
AGAAGUCGUCCGUCACCUAGCAACAGCUUUAGCUUUUAGCGGAAUAAUUUCACAUUUUAUUUACAUUUUAUUGAAUAUUUUAUUCAUAAAGUCACUGUUUUAGAAGCUGGAUGGUGAUAUACGACAUCAGGACAGGUUGCAGCUGAUUUAAAGGACGAAAUGGAGGGUAUAAAAACGGAGUCGGUGGAUUUUGUGAAGGAGUUUCAGGAGUAUUUGAGCCAGCAGACUCAGCACGUAAACAUGAUCUCUGGUUCUGUGUGCGGAGAGAAAGAAACAACAACAACAACAAUGGAGCAACAUUAUCCCAAUAAUAUCCACGAGACCCAGGCUGCUGCCCAGAGCCCUGUGGAGCCCUCUCCUCCCGACAUGAGCCUGUCCCUGGGGGAGGCUCCUGACGUGCAGAUGGAGGGACUGGAGAGAACCAGCGACGGGAAAUACAAGUGCAGUUAUUGCAGCUACAGCAACAAAGGCAUGGCCCGUCUGGUGGAGCACAUACGCAUCCACACAGGAGAGAAGCCUCACCGGUGCCAGCUGUGCCCGUUCGCCUCUGCAUACGAGCGCCACCUGGAGGCCCACAUGCGCUCGCACACCGGAGAGAAGCCGUACAAAUGUGACCAGUGCGCCUUCCGCUGCAGCGACCGCAGUAACCUGUCCCACCACCGGAGGCGCCGUCACAAGCUCCUCCCCUCCCGAGUGCCCCGCCUCCAGCAGUUCAACAACAAACGGAUCCACAGCGCCUUACAGAAGAGACAGAACUCGCUCGGAUACGCCCGGAGACUGGUUUUAAACUACAACCCGGGUCAAAUGCUCAUGCAAAAAAACGACUACCUAAACGAAUUUUCGCACAAACAUCACGAUUUCCGAAACAUCCAAGACAUCCCAAACUUAGACGAAAACCGAUCCUGUUUACCGUUCACAAACCCUCUAGACCAGCUCUCCACACUGGCCGGUCAGCUCUCGGAUCCGACGCCAGACUCGAGCGAAAAUCUGACCGAAGAGAAACCGAUCAUCAUCCAAGAAAUCACCAGCCAGGCCAAGUGCACCAGCAGCGCCCAAACUUCGUCCAGUCCCGCGUCGCAGAACUGCAGCCCCACCCCCGGGAUCAGCUUCGAACACAACGCCAACAGCAGCAGCCAGGCCAAUUCGCCGACGCGAGCCGCUCUGGACGAAGAAAACCCACAGAAAUGCGUCCACUGCGAUAUCCAGUUCGCGGAUAAUAUUUUGUACACGAUCCACAUGGGCUGCCACGGGUACAAGCAGCCGUUUCAGUGUAACGUCUGCGGACACUUGUGUAAAGACAAGUACGAUUUCGCCUGCCACUUCGCUCGCGGGCAGCACAAGAAGUGACGGGGAAGUUUGAGUGAAUAUUAAUAAUUACUCAAUAUUGAUAAAAAUUCAAAUAAUUUUUUUUUUAACAGUAAAUUUUCACACUUUGGAAGGGUGACAAGAUUUUCAAAGUCCAAAAACGGAUACCCCAAGUCCUCGUUUAGUCCUGGUUUAGUCCUGGUUUAGUCCGGCAUCGAAGUUUAAGUCAUGUAAACAUUUAAACACAAAAUUGAAUCGUUUAGGGAUGGGCAUUCGAUGAAAUUUUAUUAAUCAAUCGUUGGGAGAAUUAACGAACGAUUUUCGAUUAAUCAUAAACGUUUUUAUAUUAAAAGUAUCAUCUUUAUUACUAUUGCUAAUCUGCAUAAAUAAACUCAACUUUACGACAUAUAAACCAGAAGCACUCUAGAGCCACAUCAGCCCGUUUCAACAUUAUAAUGUGUUUAAUUCAGCUUUGUGCAAGUCUCACAGAAAUUAAACUUAAAACUGCAUGGCAACUCGGCUCAAACCAGCGGAGGAAAAAAAAACAAACAAAAAAACAACAACAGCUCUUUCCUUGUUGUAAUGAGGACUGUAAUAUGGUCAGGACAGCAGUUAUAGAAGUUCAGGUGAGUCAGAAUGAGGGAGUCCACAUCCAGGUAAAAGUAGAACGUUUCUUUAAUGUCUGAGUGCGUAAAGACGUGUGUGUGGUUACCCAGGUUUAAUACAGAGGAAAAUGCACAUAUAUAUAUAAGAGAUGGGUUACUGGGGAUUUGUAAAAUAAAGGAAAUAGGCAUUACAAUCGUAUUUUAAACUACACACUUAACGAUGCGCAAUUACACAGCCACGAGGCUCGCAAUACAAAACUAAAGUCACCCACAAAAACUUCUAAACUGCACAAAACGCUACCAAACUCCAGCUACAAACUCUAAACAUAAUACCAAUCAAACACACACAAGAAUACUCACAUCUAAAGGACGCACACAAUCAUUCAGACAUUAAAGUGUUCGACACAGAGCCGAUGCACCGAGCGUCACACCGCUAUAUUCACUCAAGUUUUGGAACUCACUCGGUGUGCGAGCGCGCCCCUCUUGUGGUGAAAAAGGGGUAUGACAAUGAACAACAACUAAUAAUAUAACAAGACUAAAUGUCUUUUAUACACUUGUGCGCUGAUGUGGUUCAGCUUCUGUCGGACUAAAGGACUCGACUCAGUGGAAUAUGAGUGUUCUUUCUGUGACAGGGGUGUUCUGCUGAUGGUGAGUCUGUUCUGUUUGUGUCGCGUUGGGGAUGGUUCAUGUUUUCAGAGAUCAGACGUGUCCAGGUUUAGUGCAGCUCUUUAAGUUGCAGUAAUCGGGAUACUUCGUUUACAUGCACCAUGACGAAACCAGGACACUGAUGUGCUGUAAACACAUUCACUGAGUCGUACAGUGUCUCCACGGAGCCAGAGCCCAAACGUGGGACUGUGAGACCGAGACUCCAGUGUUUGUGUCAGACGCAGCCUCGUCUCCUCACACAGAAACCUACAUUCAGUUUGUCGAUUAAACAUGAAAGUGAUCAAUGAAAUUCUUAAUGAUCAGUUAUCAAUUAGUCAACUAAUCAUGCCCAUCCCUAGAAUCGUUAUCUGUU